Molecule: messenger RNA, 2538 nt
Organism: Aedes albopictus (Asian tiger mosquito)
Lineage: Eukaryota; Metazoa; Arthropoda; Insecta; Diptera; Culicidae
Exons: 2
Coding region: 1-2538 (845 amino acids)
Biological process (GO): proteolysis
Molecular function (GO): zinc ion binding; aspartic-type endopeptidase activity; nucleic acid binding
Source: RefSeq, a predicted model, not a curated record
AUGCCGCCGAAGCGCACACCCGUGAAAAAUAUGGAAGGUGGUGGUAGCAAUUCCGCCGCCGCCAGCAACGACGACGCAGUGGAAGAGUUCGACGCGCUGGUGCACAUGCGUGGCUCAGCAAAGGCGAAGCUGACACGCGUGAAGCACAUGAUGGAUCACAUCGUAGAGGAGGAGAUCACGCUGCCGCAGGUCAAGGUGCACCAGAAGAAAGUGGAAGCUGCCUACAAGGAGUUUUCGGACUACCAUGAACGCAUCAUGGCGGUCUGCCCACCGAGUAAGAGACAGGAUCAAGACUGUAAGUACGUUGAAUUUGAAACAUUGUACGACGACAUUUCCCUCGCUCUCGAAACAUGGAUCGAGAUGCUGAGUCAAACGAAUCGUAACCAACAACCGAUUGUGGUUCAACCGUCGCUUCCUCGUGCCAUUCCGCAUUUCGAUGGCAAAUACGAGCAGUGGGAAAAAUUCAAAGUCAUGUUUAGGGACGUGGUCGACAGAUCGAAUGAUCCGCCACGGAUUAAGCUCUACCAUUUGGAAAAGGCUCUAAUUGGGGACGCAGCUGGCAUAAUUGAUGCAAAAACCAUCGCUGAUGGCAAUUAUGACCAUGCAUGGGAAAUUUUAGCAGAAAGGUUUGAAGACAAGCGACGAAUGGUUGAUCAUCACAUCUCUGGGCUACUCAAUAUGAGGAAAAUGUCGCAAGAAAGCCACUCUGAGUUGAGAGAGUUGGUCGAUUCAUGUGUUGGUCAUGUCGAAAAUUUGAAACAUUUGGGUCUAGAUUUUACUGGGGUAUCAGAUACAAUCGUAACGCACAUCCUAUCCAAUGCGUUGGACGAUGAGACAAAGAAGUUGUGGGAAUCCUCGGUCGCCCAUGGGGAGUUGCCUGAAUAUGAGGACACUGUCAAAUUUCUGAAAGGUCGCAUUUCCGUACUUGAACGUUGUCAAAAGUCCACUAGUGAUAGUAAGGUCAAACAAUCCGCGCGUGGUGCAGUCAAAGGACUCGUGUCCGGCAAGCAGUCGUCGAACGUGAAGGUGAACGUGGUGUCAUCAAGCAGCUGUGAGUUCUGUGCAGGAGACCAUCUGGCGUUCAAGUGCUCUACGUUCAACGGAUUGUCGGCGGAAAAUCGAUUGAAGAUGGUGCGUGAUAAACAGGUGUGCUUCAAUUGCUUGCGACGUGGUCACCGAAGCGGAGAAUGUAAAUCGAACAAGACGUGUUCGAAGUGCAAACGGAAGCAUCAUACGCUGAUCCAUACAGAAGGUGGUUCAGUGCAAAAUUCAAGUUCCAGCAAUUCCAGUGGGACAGAUCAGCAGCAGAUUCCAAAGCAAGCGGCGCAGCCAGACAACGCAAAUGUUCCGGGUAGCAGUACACCUAACACCGUGGCUUCGAAUGUGGUCGAGAAGCCAAUUUCGCAAGUGCUGUUGCUAACUGCAAUGGUCAACGUUUUGGACAAGCAUGGGAACCCGCAAUCAUGUCGCGCUCUUUUGGAUAGUGGGUCCCAGGUCAACUUCAUCUCGGAGGCGAUGUUGGAAAAGCUGCAAGUGGAUCGAGAAGAAAUCGACAUUCCCAUCACCGGAAUCAACAGCGUCAGAUCCAGCGUUCGACAACGUGCGAGGGUGGAGGUUUGUUCGAUGCAGAAUGGUUUCAAGAUGGAGUUGGAUUGCUUGGUCUCGCCGAAGGUAACAGGAAACCUGCCCACCUUUGAGGUUGACGCUGCUACAUGGAACAUCCCCGCUGGAAUCCAGUUGGCAGACCCUACGUUCUUCCGACCAGGACAAGUGGAUUUGCUGAUUGGAAUGGAAUGGUACGACGAUAUACUCAAGGCCGGUCGUCUGAAGCUAUCAGAAGAUCUGCCUACGCUCCGAGAUUCGCAAUUUGGCUGGUUGAUUGGUGGAAAAUAUGCUAGUGCUUUUUGUGGAACAAUUGUGAACUCUAAUGUGGCGACACCAUCAAGUGACUCUUUGAACGAACUGAUGCAAAAGUUUUGGGAAGUGGAAAGUGUUUCCAGUGAGCAGUGCGUGAAGACUGAAGCUGAACAGUGUGAGCAGCAUUUCCAGUCUACGGUUCGUCGAAAUGAAGAUGGUCGAUACGUAGUACAGUUUCCACUUCGGGAAUCAAUCAGCCAGCUUGGAGAUUCGAGACCAAUGGCGCUGAGGAGAUUCUACGCACUGGAGGCAAAAUUGCAGAAGAACCCGGACAUUAAGAAGCAGUACGACGAAUUCAUGGAUGAAUACGAGCAGCUUGGACAUUGCAAGGAAGUGCAUGAAGCGGAAGAUCCUGUUGGUUUGCAGAGAUGGUAUCUACCGCACCACGCGGUACUCAAGCCGUCGAAUACGACUACCAAGUGUCGCGUCGUGUUUGAUGCAUCGGCAAAGGUUGGUGGAAUGGCAUUGAAUGACGUGAUGAUGGUUGGCCCUACAAUUCAACCUGAUUUGCUGACGAUCAUUUUGAAGUUUCGCAUGUAUCGGUAUGUGCUAAGCGCUGACAUCGCUAAGAUGUAUCGAAGCCCAACGAGCCACUGCGAGUCUUGGAGCUUCAAACUGUGA